Protomyces lactucae-debilis is the source of this 1629-nucleotide messenger RNA. RefSeq lists its product as uncharacterized. Bases 1 to 1629 code for a protein of 542 amino acids. The record is from RefSeq and is a predicted model, not a curated record. Gene Ontology annotation, cellular component: cytosol. The transcript has 2 exons. Gene Ontology annotation, biological process: GMP biosynthetic process. NCBI's taxonomy places the organism in Eukaryota, Fungi, Ascomycota, Taphrinomycetes, Taphrinales, Protomycetaceae. Gene Ontology annotation, molecular function: GMP synthase (glutamine-hydrolyzing) activity; ATP binding; GMP synthase activity.
AUGGCAGAUCCAGCUCAAGUUCCCUCAGCAGGCAGUGGGCCUGGCGUCGUGCCUGCUCAGUUCGACACAGUUCUCAUCCUCGACUUUGGAUCGCAGUAUACUCAUCUGAUUACCAGGCGGCUGCGUGAUCUUGGCAUCUACUCAGAGAUGCUGCCAUGCACAGCUUCCCUCAGCGAAAUCAAAGCAUUGAACCCUAAAGGUCUGAUCUUCUCAGGCGGCCCGUACUCUGUCUACGAAGAAGGAUCGCCGCAUGUCGAAUCAGCGGUCUUUGAUCUUGGCCUGCCCAUUCUCGGCAUUUGCUACGGUCUACAGGAGCUCGCAUGGCACAAUGGCAAAGGCGUCGCAGCAGGUACACACCGUGAAUACGGACGUGCAACGCUCAACUUGCAGCACUCGCGCGAACGGCCUGAGUUGACGCGCCUGUUUGAUAACAUGGGUGAUGAGAUGGAGGUCUGGAUGUCGCAUGGUGAUAAGCUCUCUAGUCUGCCACCGGGCUUUGAAGUGGUGGCGACAACGACCAGUGCACCGUUUGCGGCCAUCGCACACUCCGAGAAGCUGAUGUAUGGCAUUCAGUUCCACCCAGAAGUCACGCACACACCCAAUGGUAUCGCCAUCAUUGAGAAUUUUGCAAAAGGUGUUUGUGGAUGCAAAGCAGACUGGAGUAUGACCAAGUUUGCCAAGAUUGAGAUUCAACGCAUUCGGGAACUCGUUGGGGGAAAGGGUGAAGUGAUUGGCGCUGUCUCUGGUGGCGUCGAUUCCACUGUCGCUGCAAAGCUCAUGCAUGAAGCAAUUGGAGACCGUUUUCACGCCGUGCUCGUCGACAAUGGUCUAUUGCGACUCGAUGAAGCGAAGCAGGUCAAAAAGACACUCACUGAGGAUCUUGGUAUCAACCUUCGCGUGGAGGACGCAUCAGAAGUCUUUCUCUCUCUCCUAAAGGGCGUUACCGACCCGGAACAAAAGCGAAAGAUUAUCGGUAACCAAUUCAUUCGGGUAUUUGAGAAGGUUGCACACGAGAUUGAUGGCAAGUCGGGUGGUAAGAUUGAAUAUCUGUUGCAAGGCACACUCUACCCAGAUGUCAUUGAAAGUAUCUCCUUCAAGGGACCCUCACAAACCAUCAAGACCCACCACAACGUCGGCGGUCUUCUCAAGGACAUGAAGCUCAAGCUGAUUGAGCCCUUGCGCGAGCUUUUCAAAGAUGAAGUCCGCAAGAUGGGUCGCGAGCUCGGCAUCUCCGCAGAGCUUGUAGGACGUCAUCCCUUCCCAGGCCCCGGUAUUGCCAUCCGGAUUCUUGGUGAAAUCACACCAGAGCAGACACGUAUUGCUCGUCACGCGGACAAAAUUUUCAUUGAUGAGAUUCGCGCGGCUGGCCUCUAUGAUCAAAUCUCACAAGCAUACGCGGCACUUCUCCCUGUCAAAGCAGUCGGUGUUGCUGGCGAUAAACGAACAUAUGAACAAGUGAUUGCAUUGCGGGCGGUCGAGACAUCAGAUUUCAUGACUUGCGAUUGGUUUGAGUUUGAGGCGAAGUUCUUGAAGCGGGUGUCGUCUCGUAUCCUCAACGAGGUGCAAGGCGUCAAUAGGUGCGUCUAUGAUAUUUCGCAAAAGCCGCCUGCCACGAUUGAGUGGGAAUAG